Molecule: messenger RNA, 510 nt
Organism: Aspergillus terreus NIH2624
Lineage: Eukaryota; Fungi; Ascomycota; Eurotiomycetes; Eurotiales; Aspergillaceae
Exons: 3
Coding region: 1-510 (169 amino acids)
Source: RefSeq, a predicted model, not a curated record
AUGAAGUUUCUUUCUUCUCUCGCUUUACUGUUCUCUGCCGUUGCCGCCAAUCCUGUCAGAUUCGUCAACGAGCCUCAGAAGUUCUACCUGAAGACGGCUGGCGCCUCGCACCCUGAACAUAACAAUCUCUUUGUGUACGGCUACCAUACCGCCGCGGCACAGAACGACGCCGUCCUUACGGCAGACAUCAAAACGGCCAAGCCGGCCUUCUUCAACGGAUCGCAUGUCCAGUUCGCCCUGAACACGCCGUUCCCAUGGGGCCUGGUCAUGCAUCUAUCAAACAACUAUGCAGCCUGGGAACCUGUUAUGAUCAACGUGGGCUACGGCGAGAAUGACUUCUCCGUGGAAAACGGACAACUACAGUGGUCAAAGCCCGAGGGUUUUGGCGGGUGGUUGGUCUGCGAUUGGUACCACAACGAACCGCAGUUGUUCUACCUGAUGAGCUUCCGGAAGCACAAGCUCCCCGCGGAGUGCAGCGAGAUCCAGCUGCGGUUGGACUAUAUUUCCUGA